Molecule: messenger RNA, 4023 nt
Organism: Myxocyprinus asiaticus (Chinese sucker)
Lineage: Eukaryota; Metazoa; Chordata; Actinopteri; Cypriniformes; Catostomidae
Product: kelch-like protein 31
Exons: 6
Coding region: 460-2448 (662 amino acids)
Cellular component (GO): nucleus; cytoplasm
Molecular function (GO): protein binding
Source: RefSeq, a predicted model, not a curated record
UGCUGCCAAGAGAGCUCUGACUGGCAGACAGACAAAGUACAAAGAAAGAAAACAGAGUGGAUUCAAGUACUGAGAGAAAGCGAAUGAGAGAACAAGGGAGGAAACGAAGAAGAGCAGGAAGAUAAAGAGAGCUUUAAAGUAGAGGUGCCGUGUGCUGACACUGAUCAAGCCCCUCUCCUUCAGUAGUUUGAAAGUGUAGUGUGUCUGUCUGUCCAUAUAGUAUCUUGGCCAACCAGUGCUCUGGUGAAAGCGUUACAACUUGAAAUUAGGUCUGUCAGUUAAACCCUAAAAAGAAAACACUAUAAUACACAGAAAAGCCAACAACAAACCACAAAAACUACAACUUAAGUAAAUCUCUUCAAGUGCUGUGGGUCUUUCUGAAUAGGUGUCCAUCAGAAUUGGUUAGCCCUAACUGUUACCCUGCCAGAAAGCUAAAAUUUAACCAGCCUACACACUACAAUGGCUCCCAAAAAGAAGUCACCUCACCCCAAGAAGACUAUUCCUGAACUGACAAUCGUUGAGAGUGGAGUAAUGGUCCCAGAGCCUGGUGUUAAGAAGCUGGAGGUUCCUCUUAACAUUGAUCAGCUGAAUCGGCUCAAUGGGGUGCCCUUGCCACCCCCCGUGAUACGACCCGGGGAAAGAGGUUUUGGCCUGGGCAGCGAGCUCACUCGUCCCCUGCAUGGAUCUGCUCUGCUGGAGGAGCUGAGCCGCAUGAGGCAAGAGCGAUUCCUCACUGACAUGGAAAUGGCCUGCAAAACCAAAGCCUUUGAUGUUCACAAACUAGUAAUUUCCUCGGUCAGCCAGUAUCUUCGUGAAGUCCUGGCCAAGGACCCUGGGAUCAAACGACUGGAGCUCCCAACCCUCUCACCUUUAGGACUUGCCAAUGUGAUUACUUUUGCUUACCUUGGCCGCGUGCACAUGUCCCUGUACACCAUUGGAUGCACUGUAUCUGCAGCCAGCACCCUGCAGAUCCCUCCUCUUCUGCAGAUGUGCAUGGACUUCCUGAUGGCCGAGCUGAACACUCACACUUGUGUGUAUGUAUGGAACAUUGGCACUGCAUAUGGUCUGAUGCCUGUCAGUCAGGCCGCCCGACGCUAUAUUAUGGAGAAUUUUGCCCAGUUUUCUGAGACAACCCAGUUCAACCAACUCACCUUAGAGCAGAUUACAUCCUUCCUACAAGACGACAACCUAGUUCUGCCCUCGGAGGUCACCACCUUCCAGGUGGCCAUGAAGUGGUUAGACUUUGACCCAAAGAGGCAGGAACAUGCAGUAGAACUACUGUCUCAUGUGCGCUUUGAGACCAUCCCUGCUAGCGAGCUGGUUAGUGAGAUCCAGCCUGUGGCACGUAUGAUGCAAGAUCCUCGCUGUCAUGGCCUGCUGGUGGAUGCCAUGAACUACCAUUUGCUGCCUUACCAGCAGAACACACUGCAGUCUCGACGCACAAAGGUCCGUGGCAGCCAAAGUGCUCUGCUAACAAUUGGGGGUCGCCCUUCACUAACAGAACGUGCCCUAAGUCGAGAGGUGUUGUGGAGAGAUCCUCGUGAAGGAAUGGCCACAUGGCGUCAUCUUACUCAACUGCCAGCUAAGAGCUUCAACCAGUGUGUGGCUGUGAUGGAUGGAUUUCUCUAUGUGGCAGGAGGAGAAGAUCAAAAUGAUGCCCGAAAUCAGGCCAAACAUGCUGUUGGCACCCUUAGCAGAUACGAUCCUCGCUUCAACACUUGGCUACAUCUGACCAGCAUGCGCCAGCGACGCACCCAUUUCAGUCUAGUGGCCACCAAUGGGCGGCUGUAUGCCAUUGGUGGCCGCAACACUGAGGGCCUCCUGGCCACCAUUGAGAGCUAUCAGCCCUCUUCCAACAGUUGGCAGCUGCGUACCCCAAUGGAUAUGCCACGAUGCUGCCACGCCAGUGCUGUCCUGCCAUCUGGAGACAUCCUGGUGACAGGCGGCUACGUCAACUGCGCUUACUCACGCUCAGUCAUCCGUUAUAGCAUUGAUGGCGACACCUGGAGUGAGCAGGGAGAGUUGGAGACACCCCGUGGCUGGCAUUGCUCUGCAACACUAGAUGGCAAGGUGUACGUGGUAGGUGGCAGCCAGCUUGGCCCCGGUGGAGUCCGCAUUGAUGUGAUGAUCAUGGAGGUUUUCUCCCCUGAGACCGAGGAGUGGACCAGAGCUGCAACCCUACCCCUGGGAGUGAGCACAGCUGGUUUAUCUCCACAUGGAGAUCACUUGUACCUUCUGGGUGGAUGGAAUGAAUCCGAGAAGCGUUACAAGUCAGCCGUCCAGCGUUAUGACCCAGCCACUGACAGCUGGUCAGCUGUUGAAGACAUGCCAGAACCCAUAGUGGGGGUGUCCUGCUGUGCCCUACCUUUGCCCCCUCGCCACACAACUCGGAGGCACCGGAACACCCCUUCUAAUCAAGACCAGACUUCACAGCAUAUUAAUGCAUGAGAAAAGAAAGCAGGAGAAAGAGAGCAAGAGAGACAGUGUGAGAGAGAGAGUGAUUAAUAAGAGCUUAGAAAGAGGACAGUAGGAGAGAUGGAAAGCUAGAUAACAGAAAGUAAAUUAAUAAUAUAAGAAAGGGAAGACAUUGUGCACAAAAGUCUUUUUCAGUCUUGUUCUUAAACUCCAAGUAUGCCUUUCGGUACAAUCGGAGUUCAAACAAGGACUGGAAGGGCCCACUUUAAAAAGAACGUGAAAAAUGAAAGCUUUCAGCAAGGUGUGUGCUUCAGUUUCUGUGAAUGAAUUAGCUGUAGACAUUGAGCCAUACAGUUCUAUUGAAAAUACUAGUAUCAUGGGAUGACAACAAACCAGGCUAAGUCAAUAGUACCGAAUCUAGCAAUAUAUAAUUGUAUUUAUCUGUAUUUCAAAUUAUUUAUUGCUUUUCAUUUUAUCUAUUUUGACACAGUAACAGUUAAGUGAUAAUUAAGAUGUUUUAUGUGCCAAGAGGUCCAGGCCAACAGUCAAUACCCCACACACAGAAUACACAAAUAGGCACCAAACUUGAUACUGCACUCAGUGGAAUUUGCAUAAACUCACAAAGAAUAAAAAUCACACAGCCAGUCUUCAGUCCUGCUAUCAUCAAAACAAAUUACCAGGGCUACUGCAUUUCCCUUUGAACCCAGAUAAAUUUAUUUUGUUUAAAGUCAAAUUACAGAACCUGCCUUACCACAUCUGUGGAGUGGUCACACUUAAAGGGACAGUUCACUGAAAAACGAAAAUUCUCUCAUUUACCUCAUGCCAUCCCAGAUUUGUGGGACUUUCUGCUGAACACAAAUAAAGAUUUUUUUUUUUUUAGAAUAUCUCAGCUCUGUAGAUCCAUCCAAUGCAAGUGAAUGGUAACCAGACCUUUCAAGUUUCAAAAAUCACAAAUGCAGCAUGAAAGUAAUCCACAAGACUCCAGUAGUUUAAUGUCUUGAGAAGAGAUGCAAUCACUUUGGGUGAAAAACAGAUCAAUAUUUCAAUCCUUUUUCACUAUAAACCUACUCUUUCAGAAUGUUAAAGUGGAAAUAGUAAAAACGGACUUAAAUAUUGAUCUGUUUCUCACCCACAGCCAUCAUAUUGAUUCUGAAAACAUAGAUGUAACCACUGGAGUGGUUUGGAUUACUUUUACACUGCCUUUGUGGUUUUUGAAGCUUGAACCGUCUGGUCACCAUUGACUUGCAUUGGAUGGAUUUACAGAGUUGAGAUCUUCUAAAAAUCUUUGUGUUCUGCAGAAGAACGUCAUAUACAUCUGGAUUGGUAUGAGGGUGAGUAAAUGAGAGAAUUUUCAUUUUUAUAUGAACUAUCCCUUUAACUAACCUGUACUUAUGCAUAAAAUGUGAUCUCAUAAGACCAAGUAAAAAUACCCAACAAUAAGUGACUAGUCCAAGUGUAGGCAAUGUAAUAUCAAUUAAUAUGUAACAGAAUUAGAACUGAAAUUAAUACAAAACAUGGAAAAUGUAGCAAGUUAAGGAGCCUUGAGGGCAUCCGAUUGAAAAAAUAAAAAUGCACACCAAAUAAAAGCCAAACUGAAAAAAACAAAAA